Molecule: messenger RNA, 915 nt
Organism: Peniophora sp. CBMAI 1063
Lineage: Eukaryota; Fungi; Basidiomycota; Agaricomycetes; Russulales; Peniophoraceae
Source: the annotation of a GenBank genome assembly
AUGCGUGUGUCUACCCUCGCCCUCCCCAUCGCCGCCGCGGCAUCCGUUAGCGCCGCCGGUCACCGCAACCUCCGCCGUGCUGCCCACCAUGAGCUUGUUGCGCGCAAUGUUACCGAACGUGCCGUCGAGGAGCGCUCGGUUGAGAAGCGCGCCUCGUACACCAACGCGCGUUUGACCUACUACGAUAUCACCGUCGGCGAGACGUCCUGCGAGGGAUUCUAUUCGGCCAGCGACUACGUCGUCGCUCUCGAUGCCGACCUGUACGGCACGUACUGGAAGAGCCCCCACUGCGGUGCUAGCAUCACGAUUGAGUACGGAGGCAAGACGGCUACUGCCACAAUCGUCGACGAGUGCCCUGGCUGCCCUGUCGGUGGUCUCGACCUGACCCAGGGCUUGUUCGAGCACUUCGCGGACGCCGGCACCGGUGUUAUCUACGCUACCUGGUACUUCAACGACGGCUCGUCCUCGGGCGACGACAGCGGCAGCGACACCAAGACGACGACGACGAAGAAGGCGGACCCGACGACGACAUCGAAGAAGCACACCACCAGCACGACCCCGGCGUACACUCCUCCGGCCGAGACUACGACCAGCAAGAAGCACACUACGAGCUCUACUCCGGCAUACACCCCGCCUGCUACUACCAGCACGAGCCACACGACCAGCACCAAGCCCACGAGCACGAGCCACAGCACAAGCUCGACGCCCACUACCACCAGCACCAAGGCGACGCCCACCACGACGUCGAGUGCUGCGCCGACCAGCUCCGCUGUUGCCACCGCCUCCCUCGUCGGCGCCGGUGCCUCGCUUGCUGGUACCGAUGGUUCCCUCGAGGUGACCAGCAGCAACCCCCAGAUCCUCAACCAAGUCAACUACGCGCUGUACGGCCUCGGCAGCCUGGUCAUGGCCGCGUAG